Amphimedon queenslandica is the source of this 1434-nucleotide messenger RNA. RefSeq lists its product as uncharacterized. Lineage: Eukaryota; Metazoa; Porifera; Demospongiae; Haplosclerida; Niphatidae. The record is from RefSeq and is a predicted model, not a curated record. The transcript has 5 exons. The coding region runs from base 88 to 1371 and encodes 427 amino acids.
UUCAGUACAGAUUUCUCUUCUCUCUUCUCUCUGCUGCAAAAGCCAUACUUAUUCCAUUCUUCCUGCUACUCCUGUACUCCCUCAAUCAUGAUGUACCUGGUAGCAAUGUUAGUACUGUCAUCCUUUGUACAAUCUUCACUGCAAAUUGAAAUAACACCAGAAGACUACAUAUUAUUUCUUCAGCCUGCCACAUACACUGGUGGUGUCUUUGCAAAUGACUGUUCUUUUCAUUAUUUCCCCAGAUACUAUAGAUGUCCGAACAAUUCCAGACUGUCUGAUGAUGUAACUAAUGAAGGAUCAGACUUUAAUCCUGAUAAUUUUAUAGGAUGGAAUGAAAAUUUUCGGAUAUUGAUUUUGUUCGAAGACCUACCUCUAAAUUUCUACUUCACUCACAUCGACAUAUACUACUAUCACAAUCCAUCCCUAGGAUACGGACUGCCUACUGUGCGAAUCGAUCCUGGCCGUCUUCCUAAAAGCCCUCUCAUAACUGCCAGUAAUUCUCAAGCAUCCCAGUCUGAUAACGGUGUCGUCAAGAUUUCACUGAACAUGCUCGUUUUAUAUAGAUCUCAUAUUUUUCUGCGUUUUUAUUUUCGUCCGGAUGAUGUUAGUAAAAUUCAACCAAGUCUUGCAACUCAAACUUUCAUCAGUGAGAUUAGAUUCUUUGCAGAUACAGAACUCAUUCUUUAUCCUGCCAUUCCUAUCAAAUUCAAAUCUCCUAGUCAAAUACUGCAGCCUGAAACAGCCUAUAUACAGUCAUCUCUUAACUUAUCCUGUACAGUUGUUAAUAAUGGAUCCUUCUAUUGGACUUGGACUGGCCCUGGAGUUAAUAAUGGAGUAAUGAAAGUAGCAGAUACCACUAGGACCAGUAUAUUGAUGCUAUCAAAUAUCAGUCCUUCUGAUGCUGGGAAUUAUACCUGUUCCGCCUCUUAUCUAUACCUGGUAUUGGACGAUUAUUAUGAUGUAAAACUGAUCAUGACAGCAACAAAUAACAUCACUUUAACACUCAGUAAAGCAUUAACAGUAGCUAGUACAGUGAUUGUACAAGAAGGCAAUAGAGCCACACUGUCAUGCAUUUUUAUUGGAUAUCUACCGGUUAAUUAUGAAAUUACUUGGAUGUACAUGUAUAACGUGAAGGCUGAUGGUAUUAUUGCUAAUGGUCAAUACACUUGGUCCAAUCUAUUGUCUCAAAAUAGUAGUUCUUCUGCUAGUCCAGCUAUACAGAGUAACCUCACUAUAACAUCAGUUAAAGUGACCAACAGUGGUCCCUAUACUUGUACUGUGAGUGGUAUUAGACUAAGGAAGACUAUAUCACUCAUUGUACUCAAGAAGGAAAGAAAGUUUACUUUGCAAGUUAGUGAAGAGCUGGAAUAGCUAUAUAUAACUGAUGGAUUUUGAAAUGUUGAACAGCUGAAACAUAAUUAUUAUGAUUCCAAU